This is a messenger RNA of Plasmodium vinckei vinckei, 5523 nucleotides long. RefSeq names its product conserved Plasmodium protein, unknown function. NCBI's taxonomy places the organism in Eukaryota, Apicomplexa, Aconoidasida, Haemosporida, Plasmodiidae. The transcript has a single exon. The coding region runs from base 1 to 5523 and encodes 1840 amino acids. The record is from RefSeq and is a predicted model, not a curated record.
AUGAGUGUGAAUAAUAGCACAGAAGUUGUAAUAAACAAAGACAAGGAAAAUGAUACAUCAAAUUGCAAACCUACUAAUGAUAUAAAUUUAUUUUCUGAUAAUUUGAACAGAGAUAUGAAAGGUGUAUUUAAUGAUAGUACGAAGGAAACAAAUUUGCAUGAACAGGACAGGAAUAAUUGUAACAUUGAUAAUUUUUUUAACGACUUCAAUGAAAUAUAUUUAAAUACGUUUAGCAAUAAUUUUAGUAAACCACUUGAAGCUGAAAAAAUAAUGAAUCAUGAAAAUAAAUAUCUUGAUAAUGCCCAAGAAAAAGUUAUUAAUAAUGAUGACAAAAAGGAAGAAAAAUUAUUAUUAAAUAUAGCUGAUAAUGUAACCUGUUCAGAAAUAAAAAUGAAUGAUUUAGCUAGUUCUGAAAAAAAAAAUAUAUUAGAAGAUAUAAAUAAAAAUGAUGAAGAAAAUGAAAAGACAGAAAAACCAAAACUAGUUUCUAAAUAUUUAGAAGAAUUAAAUUACAAUAAUAAAAAAAGUCACCCACCUAUUUUUAGUGAAGCAUCAAGUUUAAUAGAUAUAUCCUCAAUAUUUGAAGAGACAAAACAAAGUGUAUAUUCAAAAUUAAAUUAUGAUUUUAGUAGUAUCACAAAUUUAGGAUUAAAUAAGUUUAUGAUGAAUGAAAUGGAGAAUGACAAGAAUAAAAAAAUAGAAGAUAAUAAUAUAUGUGAUAAAGAAGAGACUGAUCAUAAAUUAUUAAAUGAAGAAACAAUGAAUGGUUCUAGUAUUCAAAAAAAAAGUGAAUGUUCGGAUUUGACUAAUAGUAGUGAAAAUGAAUCAGAUGGAAUAGAUAAACUUUUUAACCGACACAAAAUUGAAGUUUCUAAUUUAUCGAAAUAUUUUGAUUUCCAUAAAAAUGAAAUAAAAGGAAAUAUAGAGACAUUAAAAAGUGAUGAAACAGUUCAAAAUGAUACUUGUAACGAUUUAUAUACCAACUUAGAAAAUGAUGAAAUAUAUGAGUAUGGAUUUGAUUCUUCAAAUAAUUCAACUGAAAGUAUUGAUGAAAAAAAAAUGUAUAUUGAAAAAAGAGAAGAUAAUGAAAGUAAAAAAGUAGAUACAAAUACCAUAUUAACAUUGGAUAACUUAGAAAAAAUUAAUAAAAAUUAUGACACUUUAAAGAAAAGCAAAUCAGAUAGUAUGUUUGCUGAAGAAGAGUCUCUAAAUUUGGAAACAAACGACACGAAUUAUAUAACUAAAGAAGUUUUAAAUGAUAUAUUAAAUAUUAAGGAUGAACAAAUAACAUUUGAAAAAUUUAAAAAUUAUUUCACAAGUUUAAAUUAUCAAGUAAGUACAGACAAUUUAAUAUUACUAUUUAAUGCUAUAGUAGAACACAAAAAAUGUAACAUGAAAGAUGAAGAAGUAGAAAAUAUUGAAAAUAAUCAAGAAGAAAUACAUAUCAAAAUAGAUGACAUAAAAUCGUAUGUUGUUGAAAGAAAUUCUAAAAAUAAUAACUACUUUAAUGAAAUCCUAAAAAUGAUUGUCCAUUUUAAUAACAUAUUAUUAUUAAUGGCAAAUAGUAGUGCUAUCAAAAAGGAAGAUAAAAUAUUAUUUGAAUUGCUAAUUUUCAAAUUUUCAUCAAGUUUUAAUGAAAUAAUAGAAACCCCAAAUGAUGUAGACAAUUUAAUUAAGCAUCUAAACGAAAUAAUUAAACUUAUAUUAUCUGAUGAAUCAAAAAAUAAAAAUUUAAAAAAUAUUAUACUAACCUAUUUAAAAACGAACAAAAUUUCUCUUAAAAAUAAUCAAGUAUUAUCACAACUUAAUAAAUCAUCUGAAAAUGUUUUCGAAAAAUCUGAGAAAAUUAAAUUUGCUGACAAUGCAAAAGUUACAGAACAUGAUUCAGAAAAAGGUAUGACUCUAUUAUCAAGUAAUGAAAGUAGCAAUAGAAAAGAAGAAGGUUGUCAAGAUGAACUCACCAACAAGAACUCUUCAAUUAAAAUGAAAACAGAAAUAACAAAAAAUAUAAAUACACCAUUAAAUGAUGCAGAAAAUAAUACUAGAAAUUUAACUAAAGAUAUUAUAAUAAGCGAAAUAAAUAAUACAAACAAAUCUUUGAAAAAUACAAAAAAAAAUGACACACUUUUAGACAAAAUGGAUGGAUCAAGCUUGAGAAGUAACGAGGGUAGUGAACACACAGAACGUACUGAUGAACUAUUUGAAGAAGGGGAUAGUAUAAAUGAAAACGUAGACGAUAUUACACAAGAAAGAAACAUAAUUAAUGUUGGACAGAUUAAAGAUGAUGGAAAAAUGACAAAUCUUAAUGAAAAUCCAUGUAAUAAAAACAAAAAAAUGAAAAAGAAUUCUAAAAAAAAUAUAAAAUGUAAAAAUGUGGUAAACAAUAGUAAUAGCAAAAUCGAUGAGAUUAAUUCUAAUAGUACAAAUGGAAAUAUAAAAAAGAAAAUAAAAUUAGAAAACAAAAAUAAAGUUGAAGAUAAUGAAGAAAAACUAGACAAAGUUGAAAAACUUGGUGAACAAAUUAAGAAUAUAAAUGAAGUUUGUAAAAAAAUAAAAGAAGGAAAUACAAAUUAUGUAGAUGCAAAAAAUAAUUAUAUGAGAAAUUAUACAAAUGAUAUUAAUAUGAAAAAUGUUCAAAAUUAUAUGAAAAGAUUUAGUUCAAUGAACAAUACAAAUAAUAUACCUUCAUAUAUUAUUAUGAACAAAAAUAAUAGAUAUAUUAAUUCAAAUAAUGGAAUAUAUAAAAAAAAUAAUUUUUUAUUUCCAAGUAUGGGAAAUAUAAAUGAAUAUAAUACACAAAAUGUAAAAUUAACAAAUUCUACAUAUAUUAAUGAAAAUAAAACAUUGGAAAAACUUGAAUUAUUUAAUCCUUAUAUUUUUAAAGACAAUUGUCAAAAUAAUUUCAUAAAAAAAAAUGCAACUAAUGAAAAUAGUGAUAAUAGAAUCAAUUCGAAUCAAUAUCUAUGGAAUGAGAAAUUAAGAACCCAAUCUAACAUAAAGCAUAAUCCAAAUAACUACAUAAUGCAUACUAAAAAAUGUAUAAAUAAUAAUACGGCACAUUAUAAAGAAAAUCCAUGUUUACAUUUUCCUUCACAUUUAAAUUCGACAAUAGACAAUUCAUAUGUUAGCAAACUAAAUGAGGAUUAUAUAUUUGCAUCUAAUGUGGGUCCAUAUAAAAAUGCAAUUCUUGCAAAAGAAUCAAAUAUAAAUAUCAACACUAUCAAUAAGGUGAGAAGUACUAUCAGUAUAAAUAACGCCAUUAAUGGAAUAAACAUAGCUAAUGAUCGUAUGUGUGAAAAGAACAAAAUGAUACUAAAAAAAGAUGGUUCUGUAGCUAGUACAUCUAAAUCAGAUGUGAACAAAAAUAUUAUUGGAAAUAUAUGCGAAAAUAAUAUUAACAUAAAUAAUGAACAAUAUAAAAUUAAAAGUAUAUCAAAUUUAAAUCAAUUUAAGAAUAAACUAGUUGAUGAAAAAAACAAACGAUAUAGUAUCAGCUAUGGCAGAAUACCUAACAAUAAUGUAUACAUAGGCUUCCGAAGAAAUAUAAAUAAUUCUUCCAGUAAAAAUAAUUCAAAUAUUAAUGGAAGGGGAAACAAAUCACAAAGUAGAUAUUUAAGUUCAAAAAGUGAUGCACAUGCUAUUAUUAAUUCACCUACUAAUCUAACUAGCGAAAAGAAAGACAAUGAGUUUACUAAACAAAAUUUAUCAAAAUUUGAAAACGGAUUGUUUAAGCUAAAAACUUUUGCAAAUAUUUUAACAGAAACUAAUGAAUCUAAAGUAGGUAAAAAGAAUGAAAAAGAAUCUAAGAAUGUAUAUCAUAGAUUUACGGAAAUACUUACCAAUGGAAUAAAACGAUUUACAUUAGGAGGUACCAGAUCAACAAACUCAAAUAUUACUGAUGAAAAAGAAAACAAAGAUUCUAAAAAUGAUGAUACAAAUAAUAAUGAAGAAUGUGAACAAAAAGAAUUAAACACAGAAAAAGACAAUAAUAAUACAAAUAUUGUAAUAGAUCAAGCUGUAAAAAAUGAAAACAACAAAAUAGAUGAAUCACAAUGUGCUAAUAAAUCAAGCAAUGAAAAUGACAAAAUUAGUAAUGCAUCUUGUAAUUCUAAGGAAAAUAAUUUAAACGAUACUAAUACAAAACAAAUUAACAACAUUUCAAAUAAUAUAGAUGAAAUAAAAAAACAAACAAAUAAUAUUACUAAUUACAGAAACAGUAAUGUACAUCCUAUGAAUAAUAAUUUAGUUAAUGCUAAAAAUGUGAACAAAUUAAAUAACGAUCAAGCUAUUGUCAAUGGAGUUUGUGAUACAAAUGCUAGUUACAAAAACUAUUCUAGUAACAAUAACAUAAUAAACAAUAAUAAUAAUACAUUACAUACAUAUAAAAUGCAUGUUGAUAGUCCCGAUAUGAAAUAUAAAAAAGGAUAUCAUUCGAAUGUAUUUAAUAGAGGAAGUCAAGGAUUAUUAAAUAUUAAAAAAACAUGUUCUAAUUAUGUAAAUCAUAAUAGAAUCAGUGCACCUAGAUAUGAAUCUGCAUCUAACAUGGGAAUGAGAUCAGGAUCUGGGGCUGACCGUUUUAUUCAUUUUCAUAAAAGAAAUAGCACAUUAAAUGGAGCAAUGCCCUUUCCUAAUUUUCAUGAGCAUAAUAAAAAUAUAAUAAACAAUAUAAAGACAAAAGGAAGUCCAAAUGAAUUUACCAAAGCAUUUAUGAAAAAAGAAAGUAAAAUAGAUAUUAUGAAUAAUAGUAGAAUAAUAAAUAUGGGUAAUAAUAUAAAUGAAGAUAUAGGAAAAUAUAUAUAUGACAAGGAACAUUUAUUUUUGAAACCAUUUACAGGAUUUGAAAAUAUAAAGAGUGAAACAAACUUAUUUAUGCAAGUAAGCAAUGACAAGUUUAUGACAAAAGGAAAUCAAAUAAGUUGUAAUACUAACAAUAAUGACAUAAAUAAAAAUUUGAAGGAACAAAUGUUGGAGAAACAGACAAAUAAUGUCAUUUCUUCUAGUACCCUUAAAAUGAAUAAUAAUAAAGAAAAUGAAAAUAGAAAUUGCGUUUUAAAGACACAAGGGGCUUGUCAAAAUGAUAUGACAAAGACUGAAUUGCAAAAUAAUUAUUUAAAAAAUUAUGAACAAAAUGUACAAACCAAUUUAAAUGAAUAUAAUAAUACAAAAACAAAUUCAAAUCAUAGUACAAAAGAAACAAAAUUUAUAUAUAAAGAUGAUACAAAAUAUAAUAUGCCAACAACAUUUUUAAAAGAAUUUCAAAAAAAUACUUCAAACAAUAAAAAAUAUAUAGAAACAAUUGAUGAAAAUAAUUUAACAAUAGAUCAGAUUAUGAAAAUACCUGGAGUUAAAUUAGGAAAAAAUUAUAUACAAGAUAUAAAUGUAUGUUCUGAUUGGUCGAAGUUUAAUGAUUAUGAUCAAAAUGUAAUUAAGCAAUCUAUACAAAAUAGUUUUGAUAAUAACAAUUACAAUCAUUUUAUGGACUUUACCCAAUUUACUAAUACAUUUUUUUCCACUGAAAAAUAG